AUGUCACGUCAGCAUCGCCCUUUCACCUGGGGUGGAGAACAGCACGGCUCGUCCUUCUCGGAUCCCACCUCGCCGGCGCUCGAAUCCAGCACCUUCGGUUUCGAACCAAGCGUUCCAGACAUCUACAGAAGAGCUUGGCGCGCUGUGACUCAAGGCAACCUCGGCGAGUCCUUCGCUGAUGCCUCGGACGCAGACAUUCACCUCGGCCUCCUUCACAAGCUCCUCACCUCGGCGGGAGAUCUAGGUCCUGGAAGCGCGGAGAGCAUCGUCAAUGCCACUUGCAAAGGCUCCCGCUGCUCUCGCACCGACUUCUUCUGUGCACUCGGACUACUCUACCAGCUUCAGCAAGGGGAGGAGCUCAAUGUUCAUCUGGUGCAACAGCGACUAGCAAUGGGUGGUCUCGGAGCCCCUGAACUGAAUCUCUCGGAGGCAGCGCUCAACGUCCACUCGCAUCAUACCUUUCCGCCGACGGCCGCCUCGAGCUCUUCACGCUUGGAAGUGCGACCGCCAGCACCGAUGCGCGAAAUGUCAGAUCCGUGGAACGUCAGCAGCGGUGCCAGCUACAACGGCGUCGAUGCACGGUCCGCGUAUAACCACUAUGACGGAAUGCCGCAGCAGCACGACGCCUUGACCAGCUACGACUCCGCAUUCCGUGGAGGCUUCGCCGCGAAUGGAUCUUCGGGUCCUUCUGAGCGUACGAGAACCUUCAGCGGGGACAACAGACGCUCCAAACAGCUCUUCACUCACAACGAAGACUCUUCCGUGGACGCAACCUCCGCCGCCGACCGCGCCCGGCAACAGGCAACACGGCACGAGCGACCUUUCUCGUACAUAUCAGAGACCGCCGAGGCUAAUGCGGUGGAUGCAGCGCAGGAUCCGUCCGCUGAAUUGCCAGAGGACGAGGUGACGGUUCGGUUGCGUAGCGAAUUGGAAGGCUUCAUCAUCAAGCACAAUGUGUACAUUGUCAGUUCGAGUCUUCGCAAAUCCCAAGUGACACGGCGAUACAGCGACUGGCUCUGGCUGGCGGAGUGCCUCGUGAAGAGGUAUCCUUUCCGGUGCCUGCCCGUUCUACCUCCGAAGCGGAUCGCCAUGCCCAUCGCCGGUCGUCAUCUCAGCGCAGACGACCUGUUCAUAGAGAGGCGCCGACGCGGCCUCGAACGCUACCUUCGCAUGCUGACAUGUCAUCCGAUGUUGCGCGAGGAUAAGCUGGUGGAGGUCUUCUUCACAGAGCCACGACCGAUCGCGGAAUGGAAGAGCUCUGCGCCGGCGCUCUUCCUCGACGAGGAGGGGCUCGUAAAGAUGGUAGACGAGGCGGAACGGAUGAGCAUCCCCGAGGAUCUGGAGCACAAGCUGACGCAGCAGCGUCAAGCCAUCCCCGAGCUCCUAGAGCGAUGGACGGCCAUGGUGGCGCUGUUUGAGCGCAUCGUCAAGCGCAACGAUGCUGCCGCCGCCGACUACUCGCGGCUCAACUUUUCGCUUCUCUCGGUCAUCGAGACGUCGGCGAAACGCUGGAGGCCGGGGAGCGACAAUGGCAAAAAGACCGAAGAGAUUCUGUCGACGACGGCUACCAUCUUCCAAGACCACUCGGACACGACCUCCUCGCGCGUCUCGGCUGUUUCUCUGUCAACACUGGAAGCGAUGAAGGGACAACGCGACCUGAUCCUCUCCUUCCGCGACCUGAUCGCUCGCAUAGAUCGUCAACUGGUCGAUCCGAUCGACACGCUCAAGAAGCGCAUCGAAGCGUCCCAAAAGAAGAUCACCACGCUCGCAGCCUCGGCUCAGGGCAGCAGUGCGAGUACACAGCAAGAGCAGGCGACGCUGUCGGCACAGGUGAAACAGGAUACCCAGUCGAUUCAAAAGUACCUCAAUCGACGCAUCCACGCCAAAAAGACGGUGUGGGAGGAGCUCAUCUGGUUCCACCAUCGAUUCAAGGCAGUGGAGGAGGAUGUGCAAAAGUUUGUUCGAGACGAAGCCUUCUUCCUCUCGAAUCUGACGAGCAUGUGGGAGGCGACCGAGAUGAAGAUGAAGAUGAUUCGAUGA
Messenger RNA from Pseudozyma hubeiensis SY62, 2040 nucleotides. RefSeq lists its product as hypothetical. The record is from RefSeq and is a predicted model, not a curated record. Gene Ontology annotation, biological process: retrograde transport, endosome to Golgi; protein targeting to vacuole. The transcript has a single exon. Lineage: Eukaryota; Fungi; Basidiomycota; Ustilaginomycetes; Ustilaginales; Ustilaginaceae. The coding region runs from base 1 to 2040 and encodes 679 amino acids. Gene Ontology annotation, molecular function: phosphatidylinositol-3-phosphate binding. Gene Ontology annotation, cellular component: endosome.